This is a messenger RNA of Haemonchus placei, 984 nucleotides long. Lineage: Eukaryota; Metazoa; Nematoda; Chromadorea; Rhabditida; Trichostrongylidae. The record is from the annotation of a GenBank genome assembly.
AUGAUCUCUGUCGUUUCUGGCAUCACUUGCAAUCGAAUCAACAGCCGCGGUCACUGCGUUUACAAGGGUCCCGAUGAAAGAAACUGGGAACGAUCAGAAACCUAUUGCGAAUCACGAUUUGGCCAUCUCACAUCCAUUCACAACGAGGAAGAUAUUGCUGUGCUUAAAGCGCUUGGAGAAGCCAGCGGAUGCAAAUCUUAUUGGACGGCUGGACAGUGCAGAUACGGCAAAUGUUCAUGGAGAGAUGGCUCGUCUUUCAACUUGAAAAAAGGAAGUACUUGGGGUACGACAGACUGUAUGAAAGAAAAAUGCUUUGUAUGUGAAACUAGUAAGGUAAUGAGCGACUGUGAGGACUGGUACAAAGCUGGGUACAGAGACGAUGGUGAAUACAGCAUCGUUGUAAACGGUAAACCUUACCAAGUAUAUUGCGACAUGCAUACAGCUGGAGGUGGAUGGGUCGUGUUCCAGAGGAGAGUGAACGGCAGCGACUCGUUCUGGGAUCGUAGCUGGACGGAGUACAGACAGGGAUUUGGGAAGAUCGGGAAGAACACUACCUUCUGGUUGGGCAACGAGGCUCUUCAUCAGCUCACUUACAAAGACCCUAAUGUGACGUUGAGAGUGGAAAUGAGAGGUGACAGAACGCCGAACGCAAGGAACCCCAACGGGUUUUGGUGGAACCACUACUUCAAAUUCCGGAUUGGACCGGAAGAAACCGACUACACUCUCGAAAGGCUCUACAUCAACCAAAAGAACAUUCAGGGUAAUGCGUCAAUUGCAAGAUACGACAUGACCUACUCUGUUGGAGCUAAAUUCUCAACUAUCAACAGGAUCAAUGACCAGAGACCCGAAUGCGUAACGCAACAUAAAAUGGGGGGUUGGUGGUUACGUAACUGCGCACAGGCGACGUUGAACGGAGCUUAUGACAUAUCUCGUCAAUCUGCCGAUGGAUACGAUGAUGGUGAGCAUCACUCCCGUUCCCUCUAA